CGCACUAGCAACCAUUUUUACAGAGCUGCUGUCAUAAGCACUACAACUUAACCCCAAUUUAUUCGUAAAAAAUCGUUCCGAAAUGUUUUGCAACAACCAAAUUCUACCAAAAUUAUCCCCAGUAAUAACACUAUCUAAACGAAAUAUUCAUUUUACGCAAGUAUGUAACGAAAUUCGGCUCUUAUCAAGACUCAGAGUGGUAGACAACAGUGAGAUAGGUAAAAGGGCAAUGGCUGAGGGCAAACCUCCAAGAUGUAUUCACGUUUAUAACAAAACUGGGGUAGGGUUAAUAGGAGAUAAAGUUUUGGUUGCAAUUAAAGGUGAAAAAAAGAAAGGAAUUCUUGUUGGAUUGAAACAAAACCAGAAGCCCCGAGUACCGAAAUUUGACAGCAAUAAUCUGGUCUUGAUUGAUGACAAUGGGACACCGCUAGGGACAAGGAUUCAUGUGCCAAUACCCACGGUCUUAAGGACUAUUUUGAAGGAGAAAACGUUUUCGAAGGGGGCCGACUAUACCAAAUUAUUAGGAAUUGCAACAAAAUUUGUAUAAUUUAGUUAUUUUUGAGUAAUAAAGUUGUUUGAACUUA
Messenger RNA from Tribolium castaneum (red flour beetle), 584 nucleotides. RefSeq names its product mitochondrial ribosomal protein L14 (gene mRpL14). Bases 83 to 547 code for a protein of 154 amino acids. Gene Ontology annotation, biological process: translation. The transcript has 2 exons. Gene Ontology annotation, molecular function: structural constituent of ribosome. Gene Ontology annotation, cellular component: ribosome; mitochondrion. NCBI's taxonomy places the organism in Eukaryota, Metazoa, Arthropoda, Insecta, Coleoptera, Tenebrionidae. The record is from RefSeq and is a predicted model, not a curated record.